Messenger RNA from Penicillium cataractarum, 2211 nucleotides. Its product is annotated as aromatic amino acid ammonia-lyase. Bases 1 to 2211 code for a protein of 736 amino acids. The record is from RefSeq and is a predicted model, not a curated record. Gene Ontology annotation, biological process: L-phenylalanine catabolic process. Gene Ontology annotation, molecular function: ammonia-lyase activity. The transcript is spliced from 3 exons. Gene Ontology annotation, cellular component: cytoplasm. Lineage: Eukaryota; Fungi; Ascomycota; Eurotiomycetes; Eurotiales; Aspergillaceae.
AUGGGAAGCACUUUUCCCGAGCGGAAAUAUGACAUCCACCACCAAUGGCCAACUCCUCAUGCGAGACAAACUUUGCAAUCAUGGAGCAAGCUGAACUCUCAUAUCAAAUCCGGUACUGUCCACAUAGAUGGCAAGACACUGGAUGUUGCUGCCGUCGUAGCUGUCGCAAGGAACGGUGUGCGCUUGGCCCUCGCUGAGGACCCUAGCAUCAUCCAGCGAGUCGAAGCAAGCGUCGAGACUUUGCAGGACUACCUCUCGAAGGGAUACUAUCUCUAUGGCGUCAACACUGGAUUUGGAGGCAGUGCCGACACACGUACCACAGACCUGUACGGACUGCAACGUGCCUUGAUGCAGCACACCCAAAGCGCUGUCUUGACCCAAGAAGACAAGACCGACUCACCGAGCAGCCAUGAAUACCUCGAAUCUCACAGUAUGCCAAGUGCAUGGACAAGGGCUAUGACGGCUAUUCGCUGCAAUGCCAAUAUUCGCGGUCACUCGGCUAUGACCCGCAACAUCGUUGACUCGAUGAUCAAACUGUUGGACAAAGACAUCGUCCCGAUUGUGCCCUUGCGUGGCUCAAUCUCAGCCUCGGGAGAUUUAAUGCCCUUGUCGUACCUCUCUGGAACUAUCCAGGGUAAUCCAGAUGUCUAUGUGCGUGUUGGAGGUCGCAAAGGUGCCCCUAGGGUCAAAUCAGCCCAGCAAGCCCUCUACGAGGCUUCCAUUGAACCAAUUGUCCUAGGACCUAAAGAAGGUCUGGCAUUGAUCAACGGAACUGCUGCCGCUGCCGCCGUGGCGAGCUUGGGUCUUUAUGAGGCCAAUCAGCUGGCGCUCGUCUCGCAGUUGUUGACUGCACUUUUGUCCGAGGCCCUCUAUGCUAACAAUGAAUGGGCCCACCCAUUCGUCGCUGCCGCGCGCCCACACCAGGGCCAGAUUGAGGCUGCUCAGAAUAUUCGGACUUUCUUGAAGGGUUCCCGGCUGUCGUAUGGUCUGGAGCAGACCAAGGACCGCUUCUCUGAGGGACUGGCCCAGGAGCGGUAUGCGCUGCGAAGUUCUCCCCAAUGGCUCUCACCGCAGUUGGAGGACCUACUCAGUGCCGAGAAACAGCUUGUGACUGAGCUCAACUCCACCUCCGAUAAUCCUGUCGUUAACAGCGAGGACAAUGACAUCCACUCUGGAGCCAACUUCCAGGCAGCGGCCGUCACCUCGGCGACGGAGAAGAUUCGUCUGGCUUUACAGUCGAUUGGUCGAAUGCUAUUCAGCCAGGUCAGCGAGGUGAUCAACCACGAUUUGAGUAAUGGCCUCCCGCCUAAUCUGGCCGCUGAUGACCCGAGUCUCUCAUUCUGCCUCAAGGGCAUUGACGUUAACACCGCUGCCUACACGUCCGAGCUGGGAUUCCUAGCCAAUCCAGUCAGUAACCACGUCCAGUCUGCUGAGAUGCACAACCAAGCCAUCAACUCGCUCGGUUUGCUCUCCGCGCGCCAGACCAUGGCCGCAGUUGAGUGUCUCUCUUUGAUCGUCGCCAAUGCACUAUACACAGGCUGCCAGGGAGUGGACCUUCGUACACUCCACCGCACCUUCAUCGCAAGCUUGGAGGAGCCUGCUCGCCAACUUGUUGCAGGUCUUUUCCCCGAUACCCAUGACCUCCCGACGACGGAAAAAUUCUUCACCACCUUCUGGAAGCAAUUUGGGACCGCUUGGUAUGAUGCAGCGGUAUACGACGCAGCUGAACGUUCCCAGAAAGCCGCACAGUCCCUGGCCAUGACCGUUUUUGCCAACGCCAAGCAGAUUCCAACAAUCGUUUCGGUCGAGACAGUGACGAGUUUGACCAAGUCUUUUGAAACUCUCAUUCUAGAGACAUAUCUGCGUCAUCGUGAUGGCUUUUUCCAGAAUCCAACCACCGCGGAGUACCUCGGUCAAGGCACGAAGGCUGUUUAUCUCUUUGUUCGCGAGACACUCGGUGUGCCUUUGCACCGCGGUCUCGUGGAGCACCCCGUUGCCGGAGACAAACAAGGGAAUGUGAUUGACGCUCGUCCCAAGAAGACGAUUGGAUCCUGGGUUUCCAUUAUUUAUGAGGCGGUCCGGGAUGGGUCACUGUAUGCUGAAGUGUUUCGGUUCCUGGAAGUCAGUGGGGGAUCGAGCGUGUCUGGAGGUAUCAAUGGAACGAAAGCGGCGAAUGGGUUGAAUGGGCUGAAUGGGAACGGUAUUCACUAA